Molecule: messenger RNA, 168 nt
Organism: Blastomyces dermatitidis ER-3
Lineage: Eukaryota; Fungi; Ascomycota; Eurotiomycetes; Onygenales; Ajellomycetaceae
Exons: 1
Coding region: 1-168 (55 amino acids)
Source: RefSeq, a predicted model, not a curated record
AUGGAAGGGUCAUUGCACGGCUACCCGAGUGGCGUCCCGAGUGUUCAUCUCUGCCCCCAACAAACUGAGGGCUCAAACAUGAGCGUUGAGCUCAGAAACGGCGACCGUCUCCUCAUUCGAGGAUCUAAACACAGCAAGGGCAACGGCCAUUCCGAUAAUGGCUGCUGA